GCGACUCCUGAAAGCGAGCCACUCUGAUAUUAAACAACCCCUGAAAUCAAUAGCUGAAACAGACAUGAUACACAAACCCAAACUUUGAAGUAAAUCCAUCAAUAGUUCACAAUCACGUAAAAGGAUGCUUGAAGGGGCAGUAGCAAGACUCCUCAACCAUUUAUUAGGAAAAUACGUGGUUGACCUUGAUACCGAAAAUUUAAAUGUGGGAAUAUUUUCAGGUCACGUCCAACUGACUGACUUAAAACUGAAAACUGAAGCCCUGUACGAGUUAGGUCUUCCAAUCGAAGUAAAAGCUGGCACAAUCGGAAAAAUUUGGCUGCAAAUACCAUGGACGUCCCUAUGGAGUCAACCCGUAGUCGUAAAUAUCGAAGAUUUACACAUCGUUUCAGGUCCUUUAUUAACAAACGAAACGUUCGAUGCUGAUAAAAAUAAACGUUUAAUUCGAGCUUUUAAGCGGAAGCUCUUGGCCAAUUUAGACACUGAGAGUCAUAUAAUCGGAGGGCCGAAUUCGUUCUCGGAACAUUUAGUAACGAACAUUUUAAAUAGUCUUCAAUUCACUGUUACGAACGUCCAUAUUCGGUACGAAGAUCUCGUAAGCUAUAAAACGCCCAUUUCAGCGGGGUUAUGUAUAGGAAGCAUAACCGCAGAAACGACAAACAGCAAAUGGAAAGCUAGCAAAGUGGAAAGUAACAGUAAUAACUGUUACUACCUUAUAAAAAUCGAAACCCUUUCGACAUACUGGAACCAUGAUUCGAAGGUGACAAAAUGGAAUCUCCCAUCAGAAUAUUACAUGUGGAGAAAUGCUAUGUCAAACAGUUUGCAGAAUUUUUCCAUGAAUGACGAGACUUUCAAUUUUGUUCUUAAACCGAUGACUACUAAGAUUAAAAUCACAAUGAAUAAAUCAAAUGCUGGGAAUAUAUUAAAAUGUCUAACUGAUGUUAUUGUUCAAGACUGUAACAUUCAGUUGUGUAAAGAACAAUAUGAUUCUAUUUUAGCGGUAAAUGAUUCGUUGAAGCGAGUCUUGGUUAGUUGGGAAUUUUUAUCUUCGCGUCCGAAGCAAACGAUUCUAGAAAAUAAACGCGCCUGGUGGAAAUACGCUUAUUUGGCGGUUUUAGAACAAAGAGUUCGUCCAUACACUUGGGAAAGAAUAAAGAAAACGAGAGAAUGUUAUAGAGGCUACAUGCAAACAUACAAGCAAAUUAUACUAAACCCUAAUGAUACCGAAUUAAAGCUAGAUCUUCAAAAAUAUGAAGACAAUUUGUCUAUAGUGAAUAUUGUUAUAGCAAGACAACACGCCCGACUCCUGGUUCAGUCGCGCAGUUUAAGUGAAAAAAACUUCUGGUCUAUGUUACCUUCCCCUGAAAGAACUCUGUUAUGUAAGAAAAUUGGGUUCUAUGACAAAAACUGUGAUCACCUGCACAUAGACCAACAAUAUAAUCUAAGAAUGGGUAACAUUAGUCUGUCUUUAACAAAUAACUCAAAAGAGAUUGUUUUACUUACUUUGACUCAGACCAAUUUGAGCUUCCAUCCCAAUAAUUUUGAUUGUUCAUACAAAUCUGUUAUUAAAGUAGAAGGUGUGAUAAUGGAAGGUUCAAAUGAAGACGAACAAUUAAUGUCCAUUAUAGCCUCAGAACACCUUAGUACAAGUCCUGCAUAUAUUUUAAAAGCCGACUUUGAAAAAAUGCCCACCGGUUCAAAAUGUUCGCACAGACUGAACGUAACUUUAGAUUCAAUAGAGUGUCUAUACAAUCAGCAAUUUUGCGAGGACAUAAUGACAUACCUAGAUAACGAAUUUUUACCAAGAGCCUCAUUGUCUAAUCUUCUUAGAGAAUGGCCUAACAUAAUUCGUGGUCUCAUAGAUUCAAAAUUAUCCAAGAAAUGGGAUAUGACUCUCAACGUUAAAAUCCCGUUCUUUGUAAUUCCCGAAUUUGGAUCUUUUCUGAAAGCAGAUAAUAUAUUGGUUGUCGAUCUAGGCCGUUACUUCGUCACAACUGAACUUUGCCAAACUGCUGAUUUAAUCGAAAAUGCAACUCAAAUGGAAAUGGAAGAACAGUUUUACUCAAAGUUGCACAUUGAGUGCAAUGAUAUGCAAGUUCUGUUUUGUCAGAAUUCAGAUAAUUGGAAAGACGAAAGAAAAGAGAAAGAUACAGACUUGCAUAUAGUUCCAAAAAAUUCAUUUUCUGCGGUAUAUGCACGCAGUUCAAGACUGGAAAAAUCUAUUCCUAAGUACAAAUUUAAUCUCAAUUUUCACUCCCUCAAAAUUAACAUGUCCGAGAGGAAAAGUGGUCAAAUUCUCAAAUUUUUUUCAAAUAAUGGGAAUUAUUUAGACGUGACUAGAAUUUACUUUAAACCUGAUCUAACUUUUGAUAAAGACAUAGUCAUAAAUUACCUAGGAUCGAAGUAUUUAGCAGACGUUGAAGCCUUAGUAUCGAUAACUGAUAACUUUAUAAAAAUUAAACGAGGAAAGAUCGACAAAUCUCAAACUACCAAAAUAGAAAAAUCUAAUAAUAAUACUAAAAAAGAAGACAUGAAUGAGGCGUGGGCACGAUACGUAGAUCUACCAGGUCUUGAAGAUAAUAUUUCUCCCAACAAUAACAUAAUAAUUCUACUUCGUUUUAUUAUCAACGAGUUUACAGUUGUGUUCUCAAGGUCUAGUGAUAGCACCGAUCGACAGUACCUUAUGUUUCGUCUAGGUCUUCUCACUGCCGAUAUAGCGCUAAUGACUUUUGGACCAGCUUACCAAGUUUCCAUUAACAGUAUACUUCUCACAGAUAAACUGCACACCACACCUAGUGGCCAAUACUUAGAUUUAAUAUAUAGUCCAUUUCCUUGUACAGUGGACGUAAUCACUGUUUUAUACAGAAAAGUAAGUGCAGGUUGUCCAGAUUUCUGGAGUCAUUUUCAUGGCGUCGAAACGUCAUUAGUCGCUGACUUUGGUACUAUCCACUUAUUACUCCACCAAGAAGCAAUUCAUACUCUUGUUAAGUAUUCAAACUACUUAUUCAACAAGUUGAAACUUCAGACCCCUAUUUCAUUACGUGAUACAACUCUUAAGGUUAUGAAAUUUAUAAACAACUUAUUGCAUCAACAACCACUGACACCGGUACCUCCUGGUUCCAUUAAAUUCUCACACUCUGCUCGAUUAGCAGAUAUAAAUGUGAGAGUGUGCGAUUCUGAUUUUGAUAUCGUCAAUAUACAAUUGUCAGGACUGGAAAUGGACUUCUUAUUUAGAGCCAACGAGAGAUUUGUAUUUAGAUCGUAUUUAAGUAACAUCAAUGUGGAACACUUAUCGGAGAUCACUCUUUACACUAAGGUACUGUCGACAGAUGAAGAUAAAGUGUUUGAACUGAAAUAUGUAAGACAAGCAUCUCACAUUCAAAAGAACGACAUUACAAAUCGAGACGAAACAUUAACUGGUGGUAGUUUUAAAUUCCAGUUGGGACAAAUUCAUCUCACACUACUAUACAAACUUAUCGUACAAAUUCAGAGAUUUGUUAUGAAUCUAGAAGCCCUCCCAUACAUAAACCGAAUUAUAGAGUACCUUUACAAUGCCGUGACCACCGUCACUGAUACUUUAAAAGCUAACACAAGAAUACAUCUCGCAAUAAACGUGUGUGGACCUGUUCUCCUCUUUCCACAAAAGUCUUCCUCUCCCAAUGUCAUGAUAAUUGACACUGGUGAUUUGUACGUAGAAAAUUUCUUCAAAGAGUACAGUAAUGAUAUAAUGGAAAACAUCUUGUUAAAAUGGACCGGUAUGACCGUCACUAGAGGCGUAAUGACAUUAGUACCAUCUCUAGAGAUGCAAGAAACUCUAAUUGAACCAAUAAACGUAAAUUUCGAUAUCAAAAGAUACACGAACAUAAAAAGUGCUCAAAAGUUUUGGGACAUAGAUGGAGCGCUGGAUUGUAUUUUGAUAACUUUGGGUCAGCGAGAUAUUUCAACAAUUUUAUCAAUUUACAAAGACAAUAUUGGUGAAGGUAAAAUCAUAGAUCUCUUUCCAGACCAGAUAAAAGCACAACGUUGCGCAGCGAUCACUGACGAAACUGUGAAAACUCUAGAAGCUUUUUUCUGUGAACCUAAACAGAAAAAUAUCGUAGCAAAAUUUUCGCUAGACGAAGUGACGCUUUCUUUAUUCUUUGAUUCGGGAGAAUUGUUAAGUUCUCCUAUUAGAGAUUUAAAUCACGGUUUAUGCAAACUUAAAAUCAGUGACGUUAGUACUACUUUCACGAUUUAUACGGAUGGAAGUCUGGAUGGCAAAUUGUCCGCCGAUGGUGUUCUUGUUGAAGAAAUAGGACCCGAUGCUAACAUAUAUGACAAAGGAAUUCUCCAAUCGCCUAUCGAUGACAAUAAGAACAAUAACUGUAAUAUUACCAUAAAUCGUGCUCCUAUAAUUGAUGUGACGUUUCAUCAGAACAAAGCGGGUGAUAAAUCUGCUGACGUUAUUAUUGGAAGACUGAGUCUGAGUUUAUCAGUUCCAUUUUGUGAAAAAAUUGCGUUAUUUGUAUUAGAGUGCCUUCCUAAAGACAAUUUGGACAGCGGAAUUGUAAAUCAUGGUUAUGAAUGUGAUAAUCAGCAAUCAGAUAUAGAAACCAAAGAGUAUUCCGCUAGUCUGACUAUUUCCUUAAGAAUAAAUAAACCAGAAUUUAUUUUCGUAGUAGAGACUACCUCCAACAAGAAAAGAUAUUUUAUUACACAUACAGAAAUACUUUCGGAUUAUUCGAGACACGGAAAUCGACUAAAUUUAGUCGUUUCUCUCUCUGGUUUGCACUCCCUUUUCUACGACAUUGGAGUGCAUUCUAAUGAACCAUAUGUGAUUUUAAAACAAUGCGAUGUUGAGUUUUCUAAAUGUUACUCAGAAGAAAAAGGCAAAAAAAUAAUCGCAUCUGUUUCUUCUAUAUACGUACAGAUUUGUAGCAGGGUCGUUCAUUCGCUGACAGACAUUUUAAAUGAUAUAACCGAACAUUUCAAAGUGCCUGAAGUAGAAAAUAAGACACACUGCAGAACUUCUAGCAAGUCGGAGUGCGACGAUUUGUGGGAGCCAAAAAAGAUCGAUGAAUUCGCCUCUCAAAACAGCGACUUUAGAUGUGAAGAAAAAAUCAUAGCAAAAGGGAUCGAUGUGCAUGAGAUACUCCUAAUUCCAAAAUUCGACAUCGUUGUGAUUUUUGAAUUAGAAGAAACGCAAGUUCUUUUAAUAAAAUCAACUAUGGAAGUGACAAUAUACGAUUGGUCUUCUCUGUUAAAUUGUACCUGUGAGUUUACCAUUCAGGCUAAUUAUUUCAAUGAAAAUUUGCAAGCUUGGGAACCGGUGAUAGAUCCCGUUGUUAUCGACGAAAAAGAAUAUAAACCUUGGGAUGUCUUGAUCAAGAUUUUUCAAGAUAAAUCGCUACCUAUGUUAGGUGUUGUAGAUCACAAGUCGAAAAAUCACUCUGGUGAAAAAAAGAAAAACACACCAACGACCACUGAAGAUGAAGAUUCAGGCGAAGACAUGAUGUAUCUGGAACCAAUAAAUCCACUACACAAUCGAAACAACAGAAGAGUAAAAACUAGUCUGUCGACAUUUCUGGACGAUUCAGAUUCAGAAAACGAAGACGGCGCUAUGGAAAAACUGGCAGCAGCGAUUUCUGACUUGUUCACAGGUGAUUGGAAUGAGAGUGAAGACAGUGACUAUAUCCAUUCCAGCGAAGGUGAAGAUGAAUCAGAUGAUAACAUUAAACCGAAAACACAAGAAGAUAAGACACAACCUUUCACGAACUAUACUAAGUCAACAUACAUUUUAAUAGAUGCAAAAGAAGUUUUAAAUGUAAGCGUGACUCCUACACUACUCAGGGUUCUAAGUGAGCUUCUCACUAUUUACUCGAACAAAACAUUAUCUGUAGUGACCAAUAAGAAAUCGAUCAAUUUGAUCAAUGAUAUAGGUCCACAGUCAAAGGUAGAACUUUACGAAAAGAAAAAUGAUGAAAAUGGAGAAGACGAUACUCUAGUGUACGUUAAACCUUUUGAAAAUCAAGACUCUGCACCUUCGAGUCCAAACAAAAGUGUUUAUUAUUCUGUAGAUUUUAACGAAGAUAUUAAUGAAGAUAAGGAUAGUACACAAGAAGACACCGCCAAAAAUGAACUCGAAAGCAACUACGAUUUUGUAACAAUGUCGAGUCUACACUUUCCAUCGGAAUCUACGUCACAUCUUUAUGAAAAGAUUAAUAACCAUUUCAUUAAGGUGUUCAUACCAAAUUGUUCACCAAUUCAGACCAACUGUUCGCGAAAAUCAUGGCAAAAGUUGAUGAAGUUACAAUGUACCGUCCCCGGUCAAAAGUAUUAUUUGGCGGCAAAACACACAAUAAGUAAAUGUGGGAGAAAAUUGGUUAUAAGUUCACCUUUACAGAUCAAAAACGAAACUUGUUUUGCAUUAAGCGUGUUAUAUCAGCCUUCAGUUUUACAGCAAUUAAAUUUAGAACCAGUGGGUGACGUGACGAAUCCUUUUGAAACUACAAUGAGAAUAGCAGUAUUGGAAGCCCAUGAAUCCUACAACGUUCCUUUGUAUAUUGCGUACCAUUGCAAAUUGUUCAUCCAACCGGCUUAUGCUGAAGGUCAUUAUACAUCUGAUUCUGGUAUCUGGUGGAAAGAUUUAGCGACUGAAUUAGAUAUAGCUCACAACCUACAUUGUCGACCACGAAGUGAUUCAAAUCUCGAAGUUUUCUCAUUGAGAGUAAUGUUAACAAAAAAUCUGGAUAUUCCCAACUCUCAGGCACAUUCGGUUCCAAAUUAUAUCAUACAUUUGUUACCUCCACUUAUUCUUCACAACUAUCUGCCGUACUCUUUGGAAGUUGAAAACGUUAUGUUAAAACAACACAUAAAGAUAGAACCUGGAGAGAAAAAAAGUGUUUAUUCUUUAGAUUUAUCUAAAGAUCAAAAACUGUUGAUAAAAGUCAAGUACAAUUUGCUCACGUGGUCCGGUAUACUCAAUUUCACGACAUAUUUAGACGAAAAAAUCGUGAUUUUGUCUUCGGACAGUAAAGAGGUGAAACAUUUAGCAAUAAAUACGAAAACUGACCGAGAAGGUAGUUGCAAUAUCUUUUUUUACACACCGUACUGGAUCAUCAAUAAAAUUGGCUUACCUUUACAAAUUAAAGCUUCCGCUACAAAUACUGUUUAUGAAAGUAACAAUGAAGACAUUCUACUAUUUACUUACAAAAGACAUGGAAAACAGACUCUCAACGUCAAAGUUUACGAUUCGAAUUGGUCUAAUGAGUUUGGUCUGGAAUGUGCUGGAACUACAGGUCUAAUUAUCUGCAAAGAUAAUGAAAGGAAGAAAAAAUAUCUCUUCUUCUUAUCUAUUAAACUUUCACAGAUGUGUCCACGGCUGACAAAAAUUGUAACUCUUCUUCCGAGUUUUCUGGUGACUAAUUGUACACACAGAAACUUAAGAUUUAUGGAGCAUAAUGAAAAAACUGAUCUAUGGAUCGACAUAGGAACAAAUCAAACCGUUACUUUUUGGCCAGAAACAUCGUCCAUGCAAAUGUACGUGAAGUACAGAGACAGUAAACUGAUUUCACAAGCGUUUAACUUUGCAACGCCAAAUUCAACUGUCCUUCGCAUGGAUAAAGGGGGGGCUCUUAAAGUUGAAAUAACCGGAGGGAUUAGUGAUUCGUUUAGAAUAACAUUCCACGAAUACACAUAUGGCGAUGCUCCAAUUUUGGUCAAAAACUAUUGCCCUGAUCUUUUUUUAAAAAUUCAACAACAAGAGCAAAGCCAAGUGACAUUACUAAGUCCGUACAACUCGCUUCUCUAUACCUGGGAUGACCCCACAAAAAUUAGGAAGUUGGUAUGGAACGUGUACAACAAUAAAGGAACUGGAUUUUUGAUUGACAUCUUCAAAGAUGCCUAUGGAGAAGAAAAGAUUUUGUUUCAUAGUGUAACUCCCACCACCAGCAUGCACAUAUCCUCCAGCAGUGAUGACUCCGACAGUUCCGACAGCGUGAAAACCACCAUGAAUAAGAAAGUCAGAAGAGACAAAAUUGUCAUUUACUGGCUCUGUUACGCUGAAGGGCUCCAAAGAGUUCUACUUUUCACUCAGGAAUCUCGAAUUUUUAAUGCGGUUUUAUCCAGCUACUUUUUGGAACACUGUGAUAUCGAAUGCCUGGUGUCACUUUGUGGGGUAGGCGUUUCACUGUUUACUUCCGAAAAUUCCAAGAAAGAACACGUUUAUGCAUCUGUGGUUGACACUCCAGCAAUAUGGGAAGUAAAUGUUGGUCACAAGUGGAAAACUCUCACCCUGGAAUUGGCCUCGUGGAUCGAGGACAAAUACAGACUGCAUUACAAAAAAUGUCAAUUACGAGAUUACAUUCAUAUCGACUUUGAAAAAAUGUACAUGCUGAAGCCGUUUUUCGCCGAAUUAAAACGCACUUAUACACCAGCGAUUUAUUUUCAGUUUAGAAAAUCCAAGAAUUACCAUUAUUUUAACUUCAAACUCAACACACUUCAGGUGGAUAACAAAGUCAGUAAUACCAUUGUUUUGUAUCCGCUCCCUACGAGUGUCGUGAAAGGUUUAAAUUCCUUCAUUGACCUGAACGUACUGAAAUGCUCGACAAAAGAUUGUGAUAUUUAUAGACAUAUUAAAAUUAAUAUAAAAGACUUCUAUUUAAAUAUAGAGAAUGAUUUAUUUGUCGACAUCCGUGAACUGAUCAUGUAUUAUAAGAAAUUUUGUGAUGAAGCUACGGUUUCCUAUGUAAGUGAUAUAAAGUCUAUACAAGACUUGACCAAUUUGCGCACACAGGAUCUCCGGAACGGUCGAAGCGUUAUCGAAUACGUAAGCAUAAGCAAUUUCGAGAUCCAGUUGCACAUUUCAAACAAAACUCAAAUUAGUUUAAAUUGCAAUAACUUGCCUUUAUGUAAGGUCCUCAAUUACUUAUUUCCAAUAAACAUCUCACCAUACAUGCCGCUUGAAGGAGUACUCCACAAAGUUUCAGCUAUAGAGCAAGCUUACUUGUGUGAACACCUAGAGACAACUCUUAGCAACCUGUUACAACAAAUAAUUUCUCAGUUUUUGCAGCAGUACUAUUCACAUGUGCUAGGUUUACAAGUACUCGUUAACACUUUUGCAAUACAACCCGCGAUUAUGUAUCCUCAACUGGAUCUCGAAAAAAUGGCAAACACAUUAUUAUACGGUUCCAGAUGUCUUUUAAGCCACAUCAACAUGUCGCCAGCUGCUUUGGAACAAUGCGUUAUUGACAUCUUUGCUAAUCAAACAUUUGAAAAUAUACAACGCAUUAGAAGACACGGCUCUUAUCAAAAAUCAGAAGUAGUGCCAAAAAUCAUCACAGCUUCUUGCAGAAAUUUCCAUAGUGGUGUUCCUAAUGCGUUAAACCAACUGAUUGUCCGCAAACAAAAUGCUGGAAUUAACUGUGAUGGAGAAAUGUUCUUCAGAACCACGGGCAAAGCACUGUAUUCACUAAUAACUCGACAUCCUGACGACAAAUCGAAUAGUGUCGAAGUGGCAAAGGAAGCUUUAAGAAGAGCAUCAAUUUUAGGAGAACCUAUAAGAAUACAACAACGCCUGACUAGAUACUACAACAGAUAUCUGGGACUGAAACCAUUUUCAGUGUACGAAUCUAUGGGUCAAAAUUUACUUGAAACGGUAGGGAACUGUCGAUUUAUGAGUGACACGUACUGGUCUCACGCUGCGAUUGACAGAGUUGGGAAAUCAAUUUUGCUCGUCUCGUUACAGCAUGUGAUUAGAAUAAAUAAGUGUAGACUUUGGGGACCUUGGGAUGUUGAGUGGGCCAUAGAUUUAGAUGACAUUAUAUCGAUGCCAAAAAUUACGUCCACAGAACUCGUCUUUAAUAUGAGACAGAGUGAAAACAACACAAGAGAAAUAUUACUAAAAAUCAGUGGAGAUAAAGAAAUGUUAACAUGGAUUCACGAAAAAAUAGAACAGGCUAUAAUUGUAAGCAUGGAAGAUAAAUCAUGGACAGUCACUGAAAAUCCAUAGAAAGUGUUAUUCGUAUUUUCUUGUAAAAGCUAUUAUUUAGAAUAAAUAAUUAUAGCAAUUUUA
Zophobas morio is the source of this 10051-nucleotide messenger RNA. RefSeq names its product intermembrane lipid transfer protein VPS13C-like. The coding region runs from base 125 to 9988 and encodes 3287 amino acids. Lineage: Eukaryota; Metazoa; Arthropoda; Insecta; Coleoptera; Tenebrionidae. The record is from RefSeq and is a predicted model, not a curated record. Gene Ontology annotation, cellular component: extrinsic component of membrane. Gene Ontology annotation, biological process: protein retention in Golgi apparatus; protein targeting to vacuole. The transcript is spliced from 28 exons.